GGGGCAGCCCCCGGCCAUUGAUAACCCCCGUCCACGCCGCCGGGGAGCGCAGACCGCCGCGCACCCGGUGCCCGGGCACCUCCACCCACCCCACAGCGCGCCGGCGCGGAGGAUGCUGCGGGCCGGGACGCUCCGUCGCUGAAGCACCGGAGGAGGCUCGGGCGGCGCCGAGGAGAUGCGGCUGCCCCUGGCCCUGCUGGCCCUGGCCGCCCUGGGGGCGGCGGCCGGCAGGGCGGGCCGGGAGGCGGAGGAGGAGGCGGCGGCGGGGCGGUUCUCCACGCCGGAGCGGCACCGGUGCAGCUGGGAGGUGCGCUGGGCGGCGGGGGCCAGCGAGCUGCGGGUGAGCUGCCGGCCGCCGGCGGGCGGCGGGGCGGCGCGGAGCUGCGCCUACCGCGGGGAGCCGCGGCGCUGCCCGGCCUACGGCGGCCGCAGCCGGCAGUUCUGGCGGCAGAUCCUGGGCCGGCUGCGGCGGCGGCGGCACCCCUGCGCCCGGGGCGGCCCGCUCACCGCUCGCCUCUGCGCGGCCGGCCGGGCGCCGCCCGAGGCGCAGCUCCGCCUGCUGCCCGCCCCCGGGCCCUCCGCGACCGCCGCCCCCAGCGCCCGGCCCAGCGCCCGGCCCUACUGCGCCCAGCGGUGGCACUCGCUCUGCAGCUUCUUCGUCGGGUUCUGGGAGGGAUGA
Messenger RNA from Chroicocephalus ridibundus (black-headed gull), 679 nucleotides. It is a transcript of the gene FGFBP3, whose product is annotated as fibroblast growth factor binding protein 3. The record is from RefSeq and is a predicted model, not a curated record. Gene Ontology annotation, biological process: cell-cell signaling. NCBI's taxonomy places the organism in Eukaryota, Metazoa, Chordata, Aves, Charadriiformes, Laridae. Gene Ontology annotation, molecular function: growth factor binding. The coding region runs from base 176 to 679 and encodes 167 amino acids. The transcript is spliced from 2 exons.